This is a messenger RNA of Triticum turgidum subsp. durum (durum wheat), 1653 nucleotides long. The record is from the annotation of a GenBank genome assembly. NCBI's taxonomy places the organism in Eukaryota, Viridiplantae, Streptophyta, Magnoliopsida, Poales, Poaceae.
AUGGAUCGCCCCCAGCUCCGGAACCCUAGCAGCCGCCCUGUUAAGCCGCCGCGGCCACCACGGGGCUCGGCCGUCCAGCCCCCUCCGGCGUCGAGGCCUGCCCCCGAGGCCUCCUCUCCAGAUGGAAGGCCAAGAAAAAAGGUUCGAUUUGCAAGUGAAGCUGGUAGUCAUCACAUACAUGCGAGACAGGAUGCUGCUAACACAAGAAAAGCUGAGAAAACAAAGCCCCAAGGUUCCGAUGCGAAAACUACCGAACUCAAAUUCUUUAAGAAAUUGUGGGAGCAGUCAGGAUGUAGAUCCCGUUCCCUCAGACAACCUCAUCAAAACAUUGUGCCAAGCAUCUCCAAGCAAAAAGAGGGUGAUAGAAUGGAACCACAGAACAUGACGUCGCACAAGAAGUUCCCUGCCCAGAAUGUUACUCUGUGUCCUGAUGAGACCCCAGCCACACCCUUGAACAAUGUAAUCUCUAAUGAGCAAGUGGAAGUGCAAGCCUCACAUUCUGAAUAUCACAAUCAUGAUACACCUCAGUUAAAACCAUGUCAUAUCCUGCCAAUGGGUCAUGUUUUCACACCCACGAUUCAGACACCAUUUGAAAUUGCAGGGAUUUCAAGAAAUACCGACGCAGAACCUGGGAGUGGACGGAUGUUUUCAGAAAAGAGAAGAAAAUUAUUAAAGCUAGCUGCAAAAACUGUGUCAAUGGAAAGUUGCGAGUUGUUGCGAAAAAGAUCAGAAUUUUUUGCUGAUAUCUUGCAAAGGUUAGGCGUCAACGACAUAAUAAGAAAGCAUCAUAAAGAGCCCAUGAGACAGAGGGAAAUGGUUCACAGAUGUGCUCGUUCUGAUCCCAGAGGUCAUUUUGAAAACAUGCUUGAUUACGGGGGUGACUUCAAAUCAUCAAGUAAACUGAUAUUGGGCAAAGAGUCAUCCUCAUAUGCAAGUGACGAAUCACGUCAAUUCUUAGCAUUGCCAUGGGUAGACAACCAGGGUCUUCCAAGUUUUCCUGAUUGGAAAGAUGAUUUAUCUUGUGGGGACAAUGAAGCACAUGAGGGCAUGUCAUUACCAUCAGCAUAUACUACAAAACUUUCAAGUUCUGAUUGGAAAAGGGACACUGUUCACAACCAGGUCUCCAACUUGUUGCUAGAGGAUGUUCAACACCUCCCCAAAGGAAAAUUAGCUUCGGGUAAUGAACUGGGCUGCAAUAUUCAAUCUGAGCCAUAUGAUCAUGAUGAAUGGGAUCCAAUGCUGUUGCUAGCAGUCACUGAACCAAUUCCAAAUUGGUUGUCCUUCCCCUGUCAGAUCAGAGAGCAGUCUGUGGCGUCGCGUGCAAUAUCAGAUACUUCAUGGCAACCUCAGUUUUCCAGAUGCCUAGAGCAUUGUACUUCUAGGUCGCUUGGACUGGAGGUGGAUGGCUUGAUUGAGGCAGGAUUGUUUGAUGAUUCUGAUGCUGGACAUCAAUCUGCAUUUGAUCAGUCACAUGAGAAAUGCACUUCUUCAAGCUUUUUAGGCCUUAGAAACGGAAUUCUUGAUAAUAAUGGUUUUAGCAGUAUCUCCAACUUCCAUGCUAGUGAGAGCAAGAGCAUUGUGCCGAAUCCAGACAGAAGUUGCCUGAAUUCCAUAUAUUCAACUUCAGAUUACCCUUUUGAGCAGCGGUCAUAG